CAUGGCGACCUUCACGGAUUUAUUAUAGUUUCAAAUUGGGCCUAAUCUCACGUUCUUAUAUCUAUUUAAUUUAAAAAAAAAACGCACAGUUGGAUAGUAUAUUUCUUAAAAAUGGUUCUCGCGGAUUUAGGACGGAAAAUCACCACAGCACUCCGCUCCUUGAGUAAUGCAACCAUCAUCAAUGAAGAGGUCCUUGGUGCUAUGCUUAAAGAGAUCUGCGCUGCUUUACUUGAAGCAGAUGUCAAUAUCAAACUUGUAAAGAAACUCAGAGAAAAUGUCAGAUCUGCCAUUGAUUUUGACGACAUGGCUGGUGGUUUAAAUAAAAGAAGGAUGAUUCAACAUGCUGUGUUCCAGGAACUGUGCAAGCUUGUUGACCCUGGUGUUAAACAGUGGAAUCCAAGCAAGGGAAAGCAAAAUGUAAUCAUGUUUGUUGGUCUGCAAGGGAGUGGAAAGACCACAACAUGCAGCAAGCUAGCAUACUAUUAUCAGCGCAAGGGAUGGAAGACUUGCUUAAUCUGUGCAGACACAUUUCGUGCAGGUGCUUUUGACCAACUCAAACAGAAUGCUACUAAAGCAAGAAUACCAUUUUAUGGGAGUUACACCGAAAUGGACCCUGUUGUAAUAGCUCAAGAAGGUGUCGACAAAUUCAAACAAGAAAACUUUGAGAUAAUCAUUGUAGACACAAGUGGAAGACACAAACAAGAAGAAUCACUUUUUGAGGAAAUGCUUCAAGUUUCUAAUGCUGUUGACCCAGACAAUGUAAUAUUUGUAAUGGACGCCACAAUUGGACAGGCUUGCGAGGCACAGGCAAAGGCAUUCAAAGAGAAAGUUGAUGUUGCUUCAGUUAUUGUAACCAAAUUAGACGGUCACGCUAAAGGUGGUGGGGCAUUGAGUGCAGUGGCUGCCACCAAGAGUCCUAUAAUCUUCAUUGGUACAGGAGAACACAUUGAUGAUUUUGAACCUUUCAAGACCAGACCAUUUAUUAGUAAACUGUUGGGAAUGGGAGACAUCGAAGGACUGAUUGAUAAAGUCAAUGAACUGAAACUAGAGGACAAUGAAGAACUUAUUGACAAACUCAAACAUGGCGUUUUUAGUUUGCGAGAUAUGUAUGAACAGUUCCAGAACAUCAUGAAGAUGGGGCCAUUUGGCCAAAUCAUGGGUAUGAUACCCGGGUUCAGUACUGACUUCUUAUCUAAAGGAAAUGAACAGGAGUCAAUGGCGAGAUUAAAGAAGCUAAUGACAAUUAUGGACAGCAUGAAUGAUGAAGAACUAGAUAGUCCCAAUGGUGCAAAGCUGUUUUCCCGCCAACCGGGACGUUCCACGCGGGUAGCACGUGGAAGCGGCGUGUCUGUCCGAGAGGUGCAAGAGCUUUUGUCACAAUACACCAAAUUUGCUGCAAUGGUGAAGAAAAUGGGAGGAAUAAAGGGCUUAUUUAAAGGAGGUGACAUGAGCAAGAAUGUGAAUCCGUCGCAGAUGGCCAAACUCAAUCAACAGAUGGCUAAGAUGAUGGAUCCCAGGGUACUUCAACAAAUGGGGGGAACUCAAGGCCUCCAGUCCAUGAUGCGUCAGUUUCAACAAGGCGCGGCCUCCCAUGCAAGUGGAUCAAGAAAAUAGCCAAUAGUCAACCAGCCCAAAUGAGACAACAAUUAUUUUUAAAAGUUAUGUUGCGUUUCAAAUAACAUAUUAUACGUCACACUAGCUAGUCGUUUUAACCAACCACAGCAACCUAGAGCUUUGUAUUAAUGAAUUUAACCUUUUCACUCCCGAGAUCGAAAAUCAAAUUCUCAGCACUGUUUGCGAUACAGUUCACACAAUUUUCGCUAAGAGAAUUCGGUGUCAAAUCAAGCAACAACCCUAGACUGAUAUUUGUUUUUUCUUCUCAUCAUCCUUCUGAUGAAAAUGUAUCGAUACUUGAAAAGAAAUUUCUCUUUGGUGACUAAAGUAGUGAAAGGAUUAAACUGUUAUCGCUCUGAUCAGCCGUUGUAAUAACUUUGUUUUUGUUUUGCGACACUCAAUUGAAUUGCCCUCUAUAUGAACAAGGAAAUACGAAUUUGUCACUUAUUUCUGUGAAAAACUACAUUCUACUUCAUUCAAGUUUUAACACUGGGACACUUGAAGUCUCUGUAGUUGAAUAAGUUCUCUCCUCCAGAAUUGUCCAUGUUCUCAGGCAUAAGGUGCCGAUUAGAUUGAGUUACAUUUAUUUACAAUGUACAGAUGGAUUAUGAGAAUUAAAAUAAAGUACUGGGAGACAGUUAUGUUAACCUUCGUACUGGAAUAAAACUCACUUGUAGUG
Messenger RNA from Stylophora pistillata, 2293 nucleotides. Its product is annotated as signal recognition particle subunit SRP54. NCBI's taxonomy places the organism in Eukaryota, Metazoa, Cnidaria, Anthozoa, Scleractinia, Pocilloporidae. Gene Ontology annotation, molecular function: GTP binding; GTPase activity; ATP hydrolysis activity. Gene Ontology annotation, biological process: SRP-dependent cotranslational protein targeting to membrane, translocation; SRP-dependent cotranslational protein targeting to membrane. Gene Ontology annotation, cellular component: cytosol; signal recognition particle, endoplasmic reticulum targeting. The record is from RefSeq and is a predicted model, not a curated record.